CCUCAUUACCAACUGAAUGGAUGAUGAGCUGUCAGGUAACAAGUCUUGAGGACGCAUGUCAAUUUCCUUUAAUGUUCUCAGCUACUUGUUAAACAUGAAAGGGGGUGGCUGAGGGUAUAUAAGACACCCCUAAUCUCCCACUGGAGCAAUUUGUCAUUAAACAUGCGUUCAGUUGGAGCUCUGGGCGUCGCGCUGCACGCAUCUCUGCUGGUGCUGCUGGCUCAAGGGAUUCAUAAAUCCAGGGAUGGGUUUUACACGCGGCCGCUGCACCGUUUCUCCGUCACGGACCGAUCCACGGGUUAUCACCUGCCAACCUACAUGAUGCACCUCUACAGGAAUUUCAAGGCGAACUUUUCCAGGCCUUUGGAUGCUAUGGAGCAAGACGCGGCGAGGCAAGCUGACACCGUGAAGAGUGUGAUGGCUAAAAGUUUGACGUACAGACACAAGCGCUGGGUGGCCAUCUUUGACCUCCACGCCCUGCUGGCCGACAAGCAGAUCCAAGCAGCAGAACUGAGGAUCAGGCUUCCUCGGACGCACGGUGCGGCCAACGCCACUGUGGAGGUGUACCACCAGCGCGGCCAGGUGCAGCAGCGGGUGGGGCUGCUCGCCGAAACCUCCCUGGUCACCUCGUCCCAGAGCUGGAAAGUGUUCAACGUGACCGCUCCUCUCCUGGGCUGGCUGAGGCGAAAAUCCGCAGCGAGGAUCCCAGAAAGAAGAGUGUCGAGGAGGAGGAAAGCGACGAAGGAAACGAGAGGCUCGUCUCUCCCCGAUCAGCCCGUUUACGCGGCGGGCCCGAGGAAAGAGCAGGACAUGAGCGACCGGGCCCUGUUGGUCGUCUUCUCUCACACGGGGUCCGACGAGGACUCAAAGGCUAAAGCGAGUUUGCUCCACACAGCUGAACAAUCCAAGUUCUUGUCCCCCGCUGAAAUCAAAAAGGCCCACUGGCAGAAGAGGCGCAGGAGCAAGCGGGGCCAAAGAGAACAAACAGCGAGAAGCCCACAGGUGUCCAAAAGAGGGAGUGAAAAAUCCCUCUGCCGCAGAGUGGACCUGCAUGUGGACUUCAAUCAAAUAGGCUGGGGAUCCUGGAUCAUCUUUCCUAAAAGAUACAACGCCUACCGCUGCGAAGGAUCUUGUCCAGGUCCUCUGGGAGAAGACCUGAAUCCAACCAAUCAUGCUUACAUGCAGAGUCUGCUGAAGCAUUUCCACCCGGACAGAGUGGCGUCCCCCUGCUGCGCCCCGACCAAAAUGAGCCCGCUGAGCAUGCUGUACUACGAGAACGGGGAAAUGCUCCUCCGACACCAUGAAGACAUGAUUGUGGACGAGUGCGGCUGCCAGUGACGGCGGCUCCCGGCGUGAACUGCGUUGUAGCGCAGCUAAAAGAAAGAAAAAAAAAAAAGAAGAAGAACACUUAGCCAGAUUUUUUUUCUUCUUUUUCAAAAAGCUCUUUGAUAUUUGUCACUCUGAACUGUAAGAUUGUGUCUCUCGAUCUGCGUGCAGAGACUUUUAAUUCGUGACGCGGGCUCCGGUUUGUAAGGAGAACAUUGUUAUUUGAAUCAAACUAGAAACUGUCACAAUCUGAUGUACAAGUUUAUUCCCCAUAAGUUAUCAGCUACAUCAGUAUAAACUUGAAAUGGCAAUGUUGUUGAAUAUUCCAGCACUGUUUUUAUCGUACAAUACCAUUUGUGUUAUUGUAAACUAAUGUAUAUUUAUUGUAAAUAAUAAAAACAUGUAUUUAUGUA
Mugil cephalus (flathead mullet) is the source of this 1739-nucleotide messenger RNA. RefSeq names its product nodal-related 2 (gene ndr2). Gene Ontology annotation, cellular component: extracellular region. The record is from RefSeq and is a predicted model, not a curated record. Bases 163 to 1338 code for a protein of 391 amino acids. The transcript is spliced from 3 exons. Lineage: Eukaryota; Metazoa; Chordata; Actinopteri; Mugiliformes; Mugilidae. Gene Ontology annotation, molecular function: type I activin receptor binding; cytokine activity; growth factor activity. Gene Ontology annotation, biological process: BMP signaling pathway; SMAD protein signal transduction.